AAUGUGAGUUUUAUUUCUACAGGAACCGUCUGGCUUCCAACAGACAGGGAAACUCCGUUCGGAAACAUGAGUCACAGGACCCAUAAACCUACAGCACACCUCACGGGGAGUCCCCAGAUUAACUCUCUGGCGGGUGACGACAAGGGCCUGAGCAAGAUCAAGUCAUGGGAGGCGAGACAGGGACUAGCGACUUUGGCUAACGGGAUGAGACACAAGAAAGGGCACAUCAUCAUCCCUACAAACGGCCUCUACUUCAUCUACUCCCAACUGUACUACCGCUUCCUAAACCCCAAACAGACGCAGAGCAAAACCUACCAGCUCAUCCACUACACAUUCAAACAAAACUCCUAUCCGAAACCGCUUCAGAUCAUGAAGAGCGCGAGAAACACAUGUUGGUCUAAGAACGUGGAGUUUGGGUUGUACACGUCCUAUCAGGGUGGGGUGUUCAGGCUGCAAAGGGGGGACAAAAUAUGGGUCGCGGUGUCCAACAUGUCUAUGGUGUGCUUGGAGGAAACGUCCAGUUAUUUUGGCGCGUUCAUGAUAUAGACAAGUGCCGCUAGUUCACCUUUAUUUGUGGAGUAAGCUUUAUCCGUUGUCUUAAAGUACAGCCUGCAAAGGGGGGAAACAGUUGGGUCGUGGUUUGGAGGAAACGUCCAGUUAUUUUGGCGCCUUCAUGAUAUAGGCAUGUGCCGCGCUAGUUCA
Messenger RNA from Branchiostoma floridae (Florida lancelet), 702 nucleotides. Its product is annotated as tumor necrosis factor ligand superfamily member 10-like. The record is from RefSeq and is a predicted model, not a curated record. Gene Ontology annotation, molecular function: tumor necrosis factor receptor binding. Bases 67 to 546 code for a protein of 159 amino acids. Gene Ontology annotation, cellular component: membrane. Lineage: Eukaryota; Metazoa; Chordata; Leptocardii; Amphioxiformes; Branchiostomatidae. The transcript has 2 exons. Gene Ontology annotation, biological process: immune response.